AUUGACGGACAACCGGCAGCUGAGGUAUGCAUACCUCUCUUCUGUAAAGCUCCAAAAAUACUGGCGCUGGUUCUCUGGGUGUGUGACAUGUGUACUGUACAACUCUGCUUACCGUGAGAGUAGAGGACUGAAAUUACUAUACUUCUUCUCUUCUAAAAGUCCUGCAUCAACCCCUUGACCUCCUUCACUUUUGUUUUGUGUGAACUGUUAGUUCAAUUUGUCCUCUCUCUUUCCUGCUCAGGGAAUGCAGUCAUUCAAACAAACUGUCUGUUCUCUACUUAUAGUGUAAGCAAACAGAGCAGUGUUUGUCUCCAGUCUCUCCAAUGCUACUGGGACUACUGAAUGAUCGGCUAUUUUUAUUUUAAAUUGAACCUUUAUUUAACUACAGAACACGGUUUAUGUGACAGACAUGGAUUUGGACCUGGGAGGGAUAUUUGUAGAGAAUAGCACCUAUAACUACGAUGGGGACUAUGUUUAUAAAGAGGAAUGCUCCCCUGAAGAUGGCGUUGGAGUGCGUUUUGGCACGGUGUUCCUCCCAAUGCUCUACUCCCUGAUGCUGGUCCUGGGGCUAGUGGGUAAUGUGCUGGUCCUGGUGGUUCUGGUCCAGAGGAGGCAGAGCUGGAGCGUGAUGGACACCUUCAUCCUGCACCUGGGCUUGGCCGACACCCAGCUACAGCCCCUCUGGGCUGUUCAGGCCACUGGGGAAUGGAGCUUCGGGACCCCCCUCUGCAAGAUCACUGGAGCCAUGUUCACAAUCAACUUUUACUGUAGCAUCUUCCUGCUGGCCUGCAUUAGUCUGGACCGCUACCUGUCCGUGGUCCACACAGUCCAGAUGUACGCUCGCAGGAAGCCCUGGAUGGUGCAGGCCAGCUGCCUGUCCGUGUGGCUCCUCUCCAUCCUCCUCUCCAUCCCAGACUGGCACUUCCUGGAGUCUGUGAGGGACACCAGACGAGACAAACAGGAGUGUGUCCACAACUACCCGUCUCUCUCCCAGUCUGGGUUUGACUGGCGUCUGGUCUCCCGCCUGCUCUACCAUACAGUGGGCUUCCUCCUCCCAUCUGCCGUGCUGCUCUUCUGCUACUCCUGCAUCCUGCUGCAGCUGCAGCGCAGCUCCCAGGGCCUCCAGAAGCAGAGGGCCGUCCGGGUCAUCCUGGCCCUGGUGCUGGUCUUCUUCCUCUGCUGGACUCCCUACAACAUCACCUUAAUGGUGGACACCUUUCAGGGGAGGCCUGGGGAGCCUGUUUCUGGGUCCUGUGAGAACGGGAGGACAGCUCUGGAGAACAGUCUGGUGGUUACGUUCGCUCUAGCCUGCCUGCACGCUUGCCUCAACCCAGUGCUCCAUCUCGGACUGUGUAGAAACUUCCGGCGACUGGAUAUGGUGAGGUGUGUUGAGGGGGUGCAGAACGAUCCGAAACUCUCACUAUGGGAUUCAGGUGUGGUUGAAGACUCACCUGACCAAGCAGAGGAGAUGGGGACGUUGAACCCAAUGACAACCAUGGGACAGGUACAGUCCACCCAGAGCUGAUGGGUAGGAAGAGGAUCCUAAUGACUAAUAUACUAUGUCUUCCUGCCUUGAGGGGAAGUUGUAUGGGUCAUGGGUCUGGGGACUGGUGGAUGACCGUAACGUGGGUCAUGAGAGAAAGACAUGCAUAGUAGAAAGCCCCUUAUGAGGACUGCUUUCUUUCAAUUGCACUUUAAUGGAUAACGCUCAGACUAAAUGUAUAUUUGUAUAAAGUCAGUGGGUUGUCUGAUCUUCAUGUUUUGUGUUACCUAUCGAUGUCGUCCGGCUCUGUAGAAUCUGUUGGAAAGAUUCAUGCAUUAAUUAUUCAAACCUACAAACUUUUAUUUGGCUCUAUACUCCAGCAUUUGGGAUUUGAGAUCAAAUGUUAUUAGGAGAUAUAUUAUAUUAGGAGAUGGGACAGCAUGUCACCUUUUAUUUGAGGGUGUUUUCAUACGUUUCUGUUUUUGUAACGGAUCUCGUCUUCCUUUUCUGAGGAGGAGUAGCGAGAAGGAUCGGAGGACCAAUUUGCAGCGUGGUAAGUGUCCAUAAGGUUUUUUAAUAAAGACAAUAGAACACUCGAACAGAACAACAAACGAUGACGUGAAUAUACAAAACCGAAAACAGUACCGUGUGGACCAAACACUCACACGGAAAACAAACACCCACAACCCAAAAGUGAAACCCAGGCUACCUAAGUAUGAUUCUCAAUCAGGGACAACGACUGACAGCUGCCUCUGAUUGAGAACCAUGCUAGGCCGAACACAGAAAUCCCAAAUUAUAGAAAAAUGAACAUAGACAACCCACCCAACUCAGCCAUGACCAUACUAAAACAAAGACAUAUCAAAGGAACUAAGGUCAGAACGUGACAGUUUUACUGUUUAGAAAUGAAUGCACUUUAUGUAUCUAGUCCCCCUAUUAGAAGGUGUCAUAAGUAUUUGGACAAAUUCACUUUAGUGUGUUAAAUUUAGUCAAAAGUUUAGUAUUUGGUCCCAUAAUUCUAGUACGCAAUGACUACAUCAAGCAUGUGACUCUACAAACUUGUUGGAUGCGUUUGCAGUUUGUUUUGGUUUUGUUUCAGAUUAUGUUGUGCCCAAUAGAAAUUAAUGAUAAAUAUUGUAUUGUUUAAUUCUGGAGUCACUUUUAUUAUAAAUAAGAAUAUAAUGUGUUUUCUUCUAUAUUAAAGUGGCUACCGUGAUUACAGAUAAUCCUGAAUCAAUCGUGAUUAAUGAUGAGUAAGAAAGUUACAGAUGCACAAAGAUCAUGCCCCCAAGACAUGCUAACCUCUCGCCAUUACCAAUAACAGGGGAGCAUAGGAUUUUCUUAGGAAUAUGAUAUUUAUAUAUCUGUAACUUUCUCACUCAAUAUUAUUCACGAUUCAUUCAUAAUUAUGUGUAUGAAGAAAUCCCAACAUUUUCUCACAGAAUAUUACAGUUUUAGUAGGACUUGUAUAUGUUACUGUUCUAUUGUGUAACUAUAAUGUUAUAUUAAAUAAGUAUAUCCUGUUA
Messenger RNA from Oncorhynchus kisutch (coho salmon), 3006 nucleotides. RefSeq names its product C-X-C chemokine receptor type 3-like. Bases 410 to 1525 code for a protein of 371 amino acids. Gene Ontology annotation, biological process: cell chemotaxis; immune response; positive regulation of cytosolic calcium ion concentration. Gene Ontology annotation, cellular component: membrane; external side of plasma membrane. Gene Ontology annotation, molecular function: C-C chemokine receptor activity; C-C chemokine binding. NCBI's taxonomy places the organism in Eukaryota, Metazoa, Chordata, Actinopteri, Salmoniformes, Salmonidae. The transcript has 3 exons. The record is from RefSeq and is a predicted model, not a curated record.